This is a messenger RNA of Stereum hirsutum FP-91666 SS1, 1719 nucleotides long. RefSeq names its product tannase and feruloyl esterase. The transcript has 4 exons. Lineage: Eukaryota; Fungi; Basidiomycota; Agaricomycetes; Russulales; Stereaceae. Bases 1 to 1509 code for a protein of 502 amino acids. The record is from RefSeq and is a predicted model, not a curated record.
AUGCAAGGGUCCUCUACUAGCAGACCCUCUUGCGAUGCUCUUCGUUCCACCCUCCGACUAGAGAACACUACUAUCCUCGAAGUCGCCUAUAUCCAGGCAAACUCCUCCAUUACGACCCCCGGAUCCUGCCAAUCAUCAGCAACAGUGUCCUCGCCCCUCUGCCGUAUAUAUGCUCAAGUGAACACAACGGAGUCUUCUUCCUUAAAGUUCGAGGCUUGGUUGCCUGACUUAUGGUACGGUCGUCUUAUCACCAUCGGAAGCGGGGGGCUGAGUGCAUGUAUUGACUACAAUGAUCUCGACUAUACGACCUCGUCUUUCCACUUCGCCGCCAUCGCAUCUGACAGUGGUCAUGACGGUGACACGGCAGCCCCUCUUAUGAACGAACCCGAGGUCAUCAAUGACUUCUCUUUCCAAGCCGUUCAUGCCUCUGCCGAGCUUGGAAAACAGGUUGUUCAACAAUACUACAGCCGUAGCGCAGCGAAAUCGUAUUACACCGCCUGUUCAAACGGCGGAAGGCAGGGCAUGCAGGCAGCACUCCUGUAUCCACAAGAUUUCGAUGGUAUCCUGGCCGGGUCACCAGCCGUAGACUUCAACCAUCUUCUAGGCUGGCUUGCUAUCCUGGGAAGAGACGUGGGCGCACCGAAUGGCAAUUCGAGCUCGAGCUUCAUACCCGACGCCCUUUGGCCAGUCGUAUCUGCCGCCAUUAUGGAGCAGUGCGAUCUUUUAGACGGUGUCGCCGACCAAAUGCUCACUGAACCGGACGACUGCUUCUUUGACCCGAGCGUUUUGUUAUGUCCGCCCUCUGUAGCCAACGCGGACAGCGACGCUUGCUUGACUGCGGACCAGAUUGUAUCGUUGGAGAAGAUCUACUCCCCUCUGAUCAACGACAAAGGUGUAGAGCUAUGGCCGAGGUAUGACCCUCUGGCGGAGAACACAACGUUAAGACAGUUGACAUUCAGCGGCUCGAUAUUCUCUUACCCCACAAGCUGGUGGCAGAACACAAUCUACAAUGACACGAAUUACAGCUUCGAUAAAUUCGGAAUCCAGGAUAUCGAGUUCGCCGACACAAUCAAUCCUGGUGGCAUAGCUGCUUUCAGCGGAAACUUCUCGGCAUUCCGUCAACGAGGUGGGAAAAUUGUAACCUUCCAUGGACGCGAAGAUGGGCUUAUUGCGUCAGGCAAUUCGAAGCGUUUCUACGACCUCGCAACCAGCACAUUGUCCCUCCCAAACCUCGAUGACUUCUAUCGUUUGUUUCUUGUUCCUGGCUUGGCCCACUGCUUCUACGGUCCAGGGGCGUGGAAGAUCGGUCAGAGCCAGUUGGGAAGCGGAGUAGUCGUGAACGAUUCAGCGCAUAACUUGUUGCUUGCGCUUGUAGAUUGGGUCGAAGGAGAUACGGCACCGGGGAGCAUUAUUGGUACUGGAGAUGAUGGGUCUACGAGGGAGCACUGUCGAUACCCUCGAUUCAAGAGCCAGUGGAACGGAACGGCAUGGAACUGCGUGGAGAUCUGAUAUAUGACUUUUUGAACCACCAUCCGUGUAUGUUCGCAGACAUGGGCUCGCAGUCGCAGCUUGCAUCUCCUUCAUGGUGGCAGCAUCGCGUCAGGACCUUUCCGACACCUGCUGUGGGUCGAGCUAAGAUUUCUUUUGAUUGUACAUGUUUAGGAUAUCGAACCGCUAUCGUUUCAUUGUGGGCAUUGUCUUUAUAAUAUACAUCCCUCU